UCAAUGGUCUCGUGCGGGAUAGUGUGGCGAGCGGCGCUUGCGCUCAUCGAAGCAGCGUGUUCUGCGCGAGAUUGCAGUUCUGCUUGUGCCAGCCUGGACGAGAGGAAAGACAUGUGCCAGCAUCUGACAGACCUGGCUCUCUGGACCUAAAUGCUACAAGGCAAUCGGUUGAGCGAGUCAUCGUGGAAUAAUAGAUGGAGAAGGAACGGCCACGCUGUCAGGUGACAUUGAGCCCAGAGUUUUCUCCUUUGGUGGAAAGAACAGGAUUUUCAGACAGACCCACCUUUACUACGCUGAAUUUCAGUCUCUGAAGUGGAUCAUCACCUGAACCAGACAGAACAUAAAGCAUCUGCAGAACACAGGGACUUGAGAACCAGACAGAGCACUCGUGGAAAAAAAAAAAAAAACAUAGCUGACAUGGAUUUCCAAGGACAAGAAAGGACAAGAAACAGAAGAGGCAGAAUUAUCUGUAACUGAAAAAAGUUGUAGUGGUAUUUCAUAAAAUUCAUUUGGAGAAGCUCUUCUCACAUCAAGCAAUAAUGUAUACAGAAUGCUCCAGUUGUGACAAAUAUGCACAAUCUAUGCAUAUGUUGAAUGAAACAAAGUAUUAAGCGAUGCUCUGAAUUAAUUCAAUUAAUUGGUCAUUCAUAGUCUGAAAUAAACAGUACUUCAGGCUUUCAUCCCAUUUUAUGGAGGCCUUGCAUAGCCAGUUGACCACAGGGGAGCAAUCUGGAGGUUCAGAAAAUCAGAAUGAGACUCCAGUGGACAGCCCCCAGCCACAUUCAGUCCCACAGUAUCAUGAACAGAACAAGGUUGUCACCCAGCAGCAUCAUGCACAACAGCAAAAACGUAUUAAUAUUGAGAGAAAGCGCCUCAGAUUACAGAAGAAAACUGCUCAGGAGACAGACACUGUUGAAGAGGGAAAGCCACCGAGGGCAUCUGGUGGUUCUGAAUAUCUUGAUGAUAACAUGAGGCAGCCUAGUGAAAUGCCAUCUGGAGCUUCAUCCUCAGCAGUAUCAGCUAUACCAUCUUGUUCCAUGGAUGAAGCCCUGGAAGGUACACCUCGACAAAAACGUGAGCGUAAACCUCAAAAGCCUGGAAAGUAUGUGUGCUCAUACUGUGGUCGUGCUUGUGCCAAGCCCAGUGUGCUUCAGAAACACAUUCGUUCCCACACUGGAGAGAGACCUUACCCUUGUGCACCUUGUGGGUUCUCCUUCAAGACUAAAAGUAACCUGUACAAACACAGAAAGUCGCAUACUCACAGGGUGAAAGCUGGUCUGACUGCAGACAGGGAGGGACCAAGUAUAAGUUGUUCAGAGGAGCCACUUACAGAAUCAGAUGAAGAAAGCCAACCAUCUUCCUUUUUAGAAAAACAAAGGAUAUCCAUUCAAAAGCAAAAUACCACAGACAAGUGCUCUGAGGGACAGUUACAAGGUACAGAGGAUUCCCAUGCAGUUAAAAAGAGACUUGCAAUGAGACUUAGCAGAGGAAGACGUACACCCAUUGGAUCAUCUGAUGAAACAUCCUCUUCAUUUGGUCUAAGUAGCAAAGGUAGCACAGAGUCAGGAUAUUUCUCUCGAUCUGAGAGCACAGAAGUCUCUCAAGAUAGUCCACCAAACACAAGUGCCAAAAGCUAUGCAGAGGUCAUCCUUGGAAAGUUUGGUCGCCUUGGUCAAUUACAAAGGACUGCUCAUCAGCAACAUGCCCAUCCUGCUGGACAAGAAAGUAAAAGAAUUCCAUUCUCUGUGCCUAAAAAGCAAGUCAUUGACCACAUAACUAAACUCAUCACCAUCAAUGAGGCUGUGGUAGACACCAGUAAGAUUGACAGUGUCAAACCAAGAAGGUUCUCACUCUCUAGGAGAAGCAGCACAGAACUGAAGCCAGCCUCUUCUAAAGAGCCUUUUAUUCACAGUCCAAAAGAAAUAGAUGUGAGUACAAAGAGCAGUGGUUCGAUUACUCUUGGUGUACCUUGUGAGAAAUUUCAGCACCAUUCUCUCAGUAUGCAACAAGCUGACCCAACAUCAACUGCUCCUCUUCUGAGAAGUCACUCCAUGCCCUCAGAUCCAAGUGUUAGUGAUGUGUCUGAAACUUCUCGUAGCCUUCGCCUUAGCCAAUCCUUUGAUGACCAGCAACCAGUUCAGAAUCGGCGUCAUGGUAUGCUAAGACGACAGCCUGCCAUUGAAUUGCCCAUCGGUGCUGAAAUUACCAUAGACGAGCAACCCUGUUCCAGCUCAUCAUCUCAUCCCUCAGUUCCUACAGUGCCUGAUCCCAGCCAGAAACAAGAGUCACUUGAGUGUGAUGCAUGUGGUAUAGCUUUUAAUGACUGGGAGAGAUAUCAAACACACAAACAAACCUACUGCACCGUUCAUAUUUCUCAACAAACUGAAAUUCCAGUCUAUCAAGUGGAAGAACACACAAGAACAUUCACAACUCGUCCUGGUGCUUUUGCAUUUAGAAAAAGAAGAAAAGAAGAGAGUAUCGAACUUGAUGAUCCUUCUUUACCCUCGGUUUCUUAUAUAUCACUCAAAGGAUAUACACCAUCUUGUGAACAGCCUAUUAAAGGGACAAUUGAAUUAGGUCAAGAACAUGGCACAGAAUGUGCUUUGAAAGGAAUAUCUGUCAUACAGCAUACUAGUUCAUUUGAGAAACAUGAUAGUACUUUAAAAACCUCUGGACCAGAUGAGGUCUCUCACUCUCAUGAUGUCUCCCAUUGUUCUCCUUGCUCACAAUCAAAGGAGCAGACAAGUAAACCAUACUUCCGUAAACUUGUACGGCAACACAAUGUCCAAGUGCCAGAGAUUCUGGUCACUGAAGAUUCAAACACCAACACCAUGGCAGUAUCACCCCCUCCAACUGUCCCUAAAAUCAAGGAUACUGAAAAAGUCAGUGAGUUCCAAUGGCCCCAAAGAAGUCCGACUUUGGCCCAACUUCCAAUUGAAAAGUUACCACCUAAAAAGAAACGUCUCCGCCUUGCAGAAGCUGCCCAGUCAUCAGGGGACUCAAGCUUUGAAUCGAUGUCCCUGCCUCACAGUCCAAGUCAAGACAGUUGUGUGUCUCACACCUCCAGUCGAUCAACUUCAUUUGAAGAGGCUUGCAAAGCUGAUGCAGAUAUGAUGCCAACUAGAAGAUCAAGAGCCAGUCAUACUUUGACAAUUCCCACAAAUUCUCACCGAGAAAUGAGGCGCUCUGCAUCUGAGCAGGCACCCCAUGUUCCUCAACAUGUUAACCUUAUUAAGGAAACUCGCAGUAAGUCAUUUGACUACAGCAGUUUGUCUCCAGAUCGGACCCCUGCAGGAUGGAGGGAAAGGCGGAAAUGCCUUCUAAUGAGGCAUAGUGCAGUGAGGGAACCUGAGGAAGAAGAUCAAUCUUCUAAAGUCUUCAAGACCAGUUCUCCAACUCAGAGGACUAGCACAUCACCUAGCCAUAGCCCAGGCAUCUCCUACAGUACAACCACCACCCAUCUUCUGUCUUUAAGCAAUACCGUACACUCAUUUAGUGAGAAGCAGAUCAUGCAAUCACAGGAUGUUUUAUCAGAGAAUACCCAGCAGAAUGCAUUGCAGUUGACCACAUUGAUUUAUACUGAACAGCCCACAACAAUGGGAAGUCUGGUUUGUCCAUCAGGUGCUGCCAGAGCUCAUUAUUCUUCAAUGUCGACAGGACUCAAACUUGAAAUUCCAAUGGAUAAUGACUUAGUGAAUUCUGAUACAAGGGUGAACCAACCAUACCUCACUAAUUAUCACCACCAUCAGAAUCUCGGUUUUGACGUUACUUCAAACACAGAACUACUGACACCAUUACCAGCCCAGAGAAUUCCAGUCCGUCUUAAUUCACACCUUCCACACCAUGCAGGCCCCAUUUAUACUACAGUUUCACAAACAUUUGCCUCAAGGCAUCAGGAACCUUGCUGCUCUGGAGUCAGUUCAGUUGCAGUGGCCCCAAAGUUUGAAAUUAUGGACCAACAACCAAUAUCUGAUGGAUCCAAAUCAGUAAGUGCUGGAGCAACUAAACGCGUGCUAUCCCCCACAAGCAGUGAAGAGCUCAGCCCAGAAAGUGAGCAACAGCAAAAACGAGUGAAAGAGGAGGAGAACCAGGGAAAUGAAAGGGGAAAUGAUGAAGUUUUGAUUAAAUGCAAGAAGGAUGAAAGACUGGGUGAGCAAAGUGUCAUCUUCCCAACAGAACACAAAGAACCACCAUUUCUGACUCUUAACACUAACCUUACUUUUAGCUGGUGCUAUCUAAACUACACAAAGCCCAAUCCAUCCAUACAGAGUGAACAACAAAACUCAGUCUAUUCUUCAUGGUGUACAAGUACCCGCAAUCCAUACCCUCCUGGCCUGACAAGCAAGGAAAUGCUAGCCCUGUUGCACUGCAGGCAGAGACAAACACCACUCAUCUACACCAUGGCAGCCAUUUCACCCUCUCUGGACAGGAAACAAGAGACGCCUGAAUCCCAAAAGCCUAACGUGACUGAGGUACAUGCCGCUCAUCCCACAGAACCGAAAGAAGCCCAGCAAGCUGAGUUGACAGAUGUAGAAAAGAAAACAGAGGAGGAGAAGGACGACCAACUAUCUACCUCCAAGUACAGCUCACGGGUACAGAUUUGUGAGGGAGGCUACAGGUCAAGUGAGGAAUACGUGUAUGUACGUGGCCGGGGGAGGGGACGAUAUGUAUGUGAAGAGUGUGGAAUACGCUGCAAGAAACCCAGCAUGCUACGCAAACACAUACGACUACACACGGAUGCUCGACCUUAUGUCUGCCAGCACUGUAACUUUGCCUUCAAAACCAAAGGGAAUUUAACCAAACAUAUGAAGUCAAAGGCUCAUGGGAAGAGGUGUCCAGAGGGAACUGCUCCAGGACCAGUUCAGUGUGAGCUUGAGACAGAUGAGGGAGGUGACAGUGAUAAACAUUUUCUUGAGAUGGAUCUGGUGGAAGAGCACCAGUUCUCAGAUGCAGAGGAGACAGAUGUGGACGAGGCUGAUGAUAAUGAUGAGGGUGACGAGCAAGCUUCAUGCUCCUCUUCAUCGUCUAAGAGUACGUCUCUCUCCAGAGAUAAUUCUGGCUCCUGUGACAUCUCAUGCCUUUCAAACCCAGGCUGGGAACAAAAUCCCAAACCGCCUGUCAGUAUGAGCCCCCGAAAACCAAGCCACUAUGGAGAAGCUGCCUCUCCAAAGACCACAAAGUCUAUAGUAACCCUUCCACACCUCAAACCCACCACAGGAAAAUGCUCGUCCCCCAUCCGCAGCCUGUCUCCUGGCCUGCAAAUGUCCCCUGCUUUACCGCAGUCUCCUCAACGAGACAUGUCCCCUCUACGCUGUCCCUCUCCGAGACAUAGUCUCUCUCCAUCAUCCUGCCUGUCCUCUUUGUCUCCUUCUAACUGCCCAGUCUCAUCGUUCCCAGAGAGACGCGUGUCCCCCAUUAGAGCCCUGUCCCCCAUACAACCUUCGCCUCACAGUUGUCCUAUUGCAUUGACUGUUGGGGCCAGUGUGACUGUUCAGUACCAAGCUGAUAGACCCAGAGAUUCUACAGAAGUCUCACUCAACAGAUUACACCUGAAGACCAAACCGGAGAAAACACACAGUCCUCAGAGAAGGACCAACAUGACACAGUCUUGGCCUCUGCCACAUGGGCGUCUCUCCAGGAACAUGCAGCCGAGGGAAGGCCAGUGUGUGUUAAGUCACCUGCCACUGCACUCCCAGCCCCAGGUGAUGAUUCCCAAUCUCACCCUCACAAUUCCUAUAGGCGGGAUCCAGAUGGUGCAGCCACGCUCCAAUAUGCUCCUCCGAAGUGCAUCUCUGAACCACAGUGUGGCCCAGAUGACUGUCACUGUGCUGACAAAGGAGAAAGGGGCUGAUAGGAGUCCUACAGUUGAAGUUCCUCAUCGUAAAAAUCAGCUGAUAGUGUUCACUGAGCCUACGGUGGAGAUGAGCUCUAAAAGUAACACUUCCUCCGAUGAAGACAAGGAGCAAAUCCGGGGAGUGAUUCAGUCAGAGCUUGUAUCAAAAAAGAGGGAAGUUUCCAGUGUUCCCAUGACGACCUGGAAGAGUAUCUCUCAAAGAAAUAACAGAAAGCAUUCUCGAAGUCCCAAGAAAGCUCAGCCAGUAGACAGCUCAAGAACAUCCAUGGACACUAAGUGUUAAAGAAAAAGUUCAGCCAAAAAUGAAAAUUCUGUCAUCAUUUAGGUAUACGUAACAUAUGUCAUUCCAAACCUGCAUGUUAAACAGAAUGUUCAGUUUUGCAUUUGGUAUUGUCCAGAAGCGUCGGAAAUUAACAGGAGCUUAGGGCAAAAAUGCCACCAAAAUGCACGAGACUGCCUGCAUAGACAUAAAUCAACACCUACAUCUUUAUCACCACCUUCUGGCGUGUUUGAUAUGCAGGCAGGAGAAAUAAUAAAACAGGAUUAUUUGCUCAGCAGGCAUGACUUUGAUAGUCUACAAUGCUCAGCCCUGCAACCUUUUGUGCAAUAGGAGUAGAUAAAAAUAUAAUGCUGUAAUUGACACUUUUCACAAUUAGAUAAUCAGGGCAGUUAGGGCUGCACAAUUAAUCAAAAUUAAACUAAAAAUUAAGAUACGACUAGUGUGAUUAUCAAAUUGCAAAUUCUGUGAUUUAAUUAAAUAAAUAUAUGCAUUGCGUGUUUCACAGUGAUAAUAAUAAUAAUAAUAAUAAUAAUAGUAAGAGUAAUAAUAAUAGUAUAGUAUCUACAGUGCACAGCAUAAAUGAGUACACUCCCUCUGAACAAAUACAUAAGAUGUAUUUUCUUUAUGAUCACUAAUACAAUUCAUGGAAAGAUGGCAAAACUAAAAUGUAUUAAACAUAUACAUAAUAAAAACUGAGAAAUAUAUAUCAUUAAUAGCCAUAAAAUAAGUAAAUUAGCCAAUUUUGUUUAAAUUAAGGAUUGGAGAAAUGAGUACUAGAUUUAAUUCAACAAAUGUAUAAUAUUCUAGCACUUAGUAUGCCCUCCAUAAUUUUGAAUAUACUGCUCUGACCCUUCUUGGCACGGAGUGUACAAGUUCAUGACAAAUUGUCAUAUCUGUCCUGUUUAACUCCUGGAUGAUGACCUCCUUAAAUGCCCUGAUCUUUAAUGGGAAAUGUUGCUCAACUCGUCUCUACAGAAUCCCCCACAGGUGCUCAAGAGUGUUAAGAUUGAAUGCACUACAUGUCCACAAAAGGUUUUUCACCUUGGAGAAUGCAUAUCCUCAUUGUCAUGUUGAAAAAAUGCCCAACAAUGCAGGGAAUGAGGAAAGGGUAACAUCUUUUGUUUCAAGUUUGUGUAUUAAAUUACACAGUGGUGUGGGAAUUCAUGACAGCAUUGAUAAAGCACAACUCCCUCACACCUUAAGCACUCAUACAUCCCUAUAUAAUAGCUUUACUACCACUGAACUUUACUGUGGGAACCAGGCACUUCUCACUGUACUCCUCCUCUAGCAACACCAUAACAUUUUGGAUGCUCUUAGAUCCAAAAUGAUUGAUUUGGUCUCAUGAGCCCAAAGUAUUGAUUCCCAGAAUCUAUAUUUUGUAAAUAUGGGCUUUGGAAAUGGCUAACUGACUUUAUUGUGCUUUGGCUACAGUAGGUAGCUCCAGUGAGAACAACAACCAUGCAUGUCAUUUCUUCAGGCUGCACCUUACUCUGUGAGAUAAACAGUCACUUUUUUCAUAGCUUUUGCUGGCUCUGAGACACUCGCUUGGUAUUUCUCCUGGUCUUUGUCUAACAAAAAAAUCCCUCAUCACUAAACGAAAGCUUAAAAUGAAGGCCUAAUUAUUUCAGGGGCCUUGUCACAAGUCCAUGGUUUUUGAAUUUCUGUGUUACUUUUGCUAUAUUUUCACACUUAAAACAUUGAUUUGGUAAUCUUCUUGUACCACUGUCCUCUUUUGUGGUAAAAAAAUAAGUCUCCUGACAGUUCUCUCCCAAGUGGUUCCUUUGUUGUCAGCAUUAAGUCUGAGAAUGAUUCAGUGGGCUAUAUAGCACUUUUAAUUGUCAAGAAAUUACAUCUCUUUAAAGAGUCUCUUUAAAGAGUCUUGGUUCAACAUACUUACCUGUUGAUCAAACAUUGCCUUAAACUUACACCAGAAAUUUUUUAUUUUGUUUUAUUUAGUAACUUUUAGGAGGGUGUACUCAUUUUUGCUACACAACAUUUUAUCACCUUGAUAAGAAAAUCUUAUUUCCUGAAUAAUUUUGACAUGCUUCUUUGGUAAUUGAUUAAGCAGACUUGCUGGAACAUUAUAUCUCUAAAGAACCCUAACAUGUCUUCUAAGUAAUUGAGUAAUUGCUGACUUUCAGAAGUUUCAGAGGGGGUGUACUCAUUUAUGCUGUGCACUGUAUAUAAUCACAACAUUCUGGCCAAAUUGUGCAAAAAAGCACAGCAAGCCUGGAAUUUUUUAAAUCAUAUUUUCAAUUGCAAAUGCAUUUCAUCAGAAAAAUCGCAAUUAUAUUUCCCCCCCAAAUUGUGCAGCCCUAACAGCAGCUGCUAAAAAUGUAGUAAAAGUUUUCAAAAGAGUUCCACGUGUAAUACUUAUUUUAGUGACACUUUAUGGUAAGGUUUCAAUAGUUAACAUUAGUUAAAGAAUUAACAAACAAUGAGCAAUACAUUUGUUAGACUAUUCAUUAAUCUUAAUCUAUUAACGUUAGUUAAUAAAAAGUACAACUGUUCAUUGUUAGUUCAUGGUAACUCAGGUCCAAUAAAUAAUAUUGUACAACUUCUAAAGGGGUCAUGAACUGCAUUGUUUUAUUGUUUUAUAAUGUUUCCUGGGGUGCACUUAUAAUGUUAAAAUGCUUUUUACAUCCAAAAUGGUCAUAAUAUAGAAAUAAAAGGCAUUUUUCCUACCCUGAUUUUAGCACUCUGAUUUGAACACUUUGUUUUAAGGGGCGUGUCUGCUGUGAGACUUAAGUGUAAACGCCCACUGCUGUGAUUGGCUAACAUCUUUCCAUUUGAAAUAGCUAAGUAUUACGCUCUUGAAAACUUUUAGCACGCUUUUACUAUUACAGCUCUCAAGGUUAACUAAUCGUGAUAAGUGUUGCAUUACAUUUAGAUCUAUGGCAUUAUAUUUAGAUAGUGGCAUGAAAGGCUGCAGUGAUGAAGAUUGUAGCCGAUCACAGACAUGUUGUUGAGCGUAUGAAAGCAGUGAUCUCGUCAUUGCAAAUCAAUUUCUGCACACUAACGCAUGCUUUCAUCGCAACUAACAGUGCAAACGUGAUAUAACUAAGAGAUUCGCUGAAUAAAAUGGGAGUUUUGGCGCGUGUCCAGAAUUCUGAUAAAUUCGCGCUGUUUCAUUGACAGCUCCAGCGAUUGCAAAGGAAGCUUUUUUGAUCGUUUUCUUUAUAUAAUUUAAUUACCGUUUAAAUAACAGACUAUUUUCAUCCUACUAAGAGAACAACGUGAAGUUGACCGUUUAGUCACUGGUUUGAUUUACUGACACAUAGACAAAGAACAUCUGACUGUACAUGAAUCAUUGCAUAUCAGGCAUUAGAAUUAACACAGUUACUUGCAUGUUGUUGCAUUCGAGUCCAUAUCAUAAAAGUCAGUUUGCAAAGCCUGCGCCAGAAUGCGAUUGAUUUACCAAAGAAUCUACAGUGAAAUUGUGAUAACAAAUAAGUAAAUCUCAACUGAGACAUUCACAUUGUUAAAAAUAAAUGACCAUAUUCCCAGCAUUAGAAUCCUUUUAAAGGUAAUGUUAUUUUUGUCCUGUAUCGCUCUCCUCUCCUCGUCAUCUCACUAACACGCCAGUGGGCGGGGCUAACGUUGCAAUGAUGAAGUAGGCAUUGAUUUCUUCUGCGGAGGCGGUGUUUCAACUAUCUAUGACGUCAUAUAGGCACAUUCCAGGAUCAGUCGUUCGCUGGGCCUGGUGUCAAUAGAGUACCUCAGGAAUGACGUGUUUUUAUAGGCAAAACCCGGAAGUGAGUUAGCAUUUUAGGACUUCCGGUUCCAUCGCCCUAAAGUCUAUGGGUUUUUGAAUUGGUUUUUGCUAAAUCGCCUGAAAUAAGGUCUGUGGUUAAAAAAGCCUCUAAAUAUUUUCACGUUUUGAUCUAUGACAUAAAACACACCAGUUAUAACCCGCUUGUGAUUUUUUAAACCUUUAUUGUGUUGCUAGCAAGUUGCUAAAAGGGACUACUUCCUUUGGCGGGGACUUUAGACGUCAUCAUGACAAACAGGACAUUUGGACAGCAUUUCUCAUGAAAAAAUGGAUAAGUACUCAUACACAGCACAGAUCAUAAUCAGCGAGCAUGUUUUUAAAUAAAGUUUGAGGAAACUUGGUGGUGGUCCGUUUAUAGCCUACUGUUAGCUUUUUAUAUCUGACGACUUUAUUUAGGCUUAAAUGUAUAAAUGUUGUGUUAACUUGUAAAGAUUAUCUUGAUAGACAAAAUGUGUAAGUGUCAUAACCCUUGAUUAAACACAGAGCUUAUGUUUUGCGAUUUUCCAAAAGUCUAUGGGAAAAAUGCAUAGGCUUUCGAUCGAGGGAACCCGUGCGCCACUAACUUCCGGGUUGGCCUACAAAAACAUGUCAUCCCUGAGGUACUCUAAAAGUUUUUACUGGACUAACAAGGAAGUUUUCAGUUCUGAAACUUAGAGGAUAUUCUUAUAGUAUGAUGACCACUUAUAUAUCAAAAGCUCAAGGAAAAGUUGCUUACUCAAUUCAUGACCCCUUUAAUAUUAAUUAACAUAAAGAUUAAGAAAUGUUUUAGAAGUAUUUUUUUCAUCGUUAGUUCACUUUAAUGUAGUGAACAAAUGGAACCUGAUACUGUUAUUUGUUAUUUCACGUUAUUACCCAAUCACAGCAGUGGGCAUUUCCAUUGAAGUUUUAAGGGAAACAUGCCUUUUAAACAGAGCGUUCCAAUCACAUAGCUGAAAUCAGAGUAGAAAAUGGCCUUAUAUAUCUAAAUUCUAACAGUUUUUGAUGUAAAAAUUCAAAAAUGCAGUCCAUGACAAUGGCAUGGUUUCAGAAUACUUAUAGGGCAUGCUUUAUAUGAAUCACUUUAGGGUAUCAGCGCUUUUUUUUUUUUGUAGCUUGAACAUUCUGUUUAACAUGCAGGUUUGGAUAUGAGGGUGAAUAAAUGAUGACAGAACUGUAAUUUUUGGGUGAACUAUCUUUUUAAGGUUCUGUCAGAUUCUGUGUACCACAGAAAAUGUCUCAGACCAUGAUUCAAGUCACAAAGCUUUGCUGAAUAACCGGAGUCAUUUUUGCUUUGUUUAACCUAUUUAUGUAGAUAAAAUAUGUUCCUGAUCUAUGUAUAUUUUCUUGUCUGCAGUCUACAUUUUACACACACCAAACACACAUAUAUGUGUGUGUGUG
This is a messenger RNA of Ctenopharyngodon idella (grass carp), 11283 nucleotides long. It is a transcript of the gene hivep3a, whose product is annotated as HIVEP zinc finger 3a. The coding region runs from base 690 to 6137 and encodes 1815 amino acids. NCBI's taxonomy places the organism in Eukaryota, Metazoa, Chordata, Actinopteri, Cypriniformes, Xenocyprididae. The transcript has 8 exons. The record is from RefSeq and is a predicted model, not a curated record. Gene Ontology annotation, molecular function: DNA-binding transcription factor activity, RNA polymerase II-specific; RNA polymerase II cis-regulatory region sequence-specific DNA binding. Gene Ontology annotation, cellular component: nucleus. Gene Ontology annotation, biological process: regulation of transcription by RNA polymerase II.